Molecule: messenger RNA, 2937 nt
Organism: Cyphellophora attinorum
Lineage: Eukaryota; Fungi; Ascomycota; Eurotiomycetes; Chaetothyriales; Cyphellophoraceae
Exons: 5
Coding region: 1-2937 (978 amino acids)
Source: RefSeq, a predicted model, not a curated record
AUGGCAAUUUCGUUUCACUGGUCACACGGCAAGAGCCGUACCUUGUAUGUCGCAGCUCUGUUGUCGGUAAUCUACCUCUUCGUCUUCGGACCCCAGGGCAUUUCUUCGACAUCUACCGACCGCGCGCUCCCGGUCACCCAGCCCACCCGACCUAGCCCUGGGGUUGUAAUUGCUCAUGCGGCCGGCAAUGCGGCGGCUGGGCUUAGCAGCUCAGUGGCACAGAUCAAGGAUAAGUACUGGCCCGGAAGCCUCGUAUCGAGCGCGCCAAAAGCACUGCCAUCGUACUCGAUCAAACCACUUGUCUACGUCUUCCCACAAUUUCAUCCCAUACCUCAAAAUGACGAGUUCUGGGGAGAGAACUUCACCGAGUGGACCAACGUUCGAAAGGUAACUACCAAUACCUACGGAAUCGAUAUCAAGAAGCCGGCGGAAGCCAUUCAUGGCAUAGUCUAUCAUCAUUACUGGUUUGGCUAUCCCGUGAUGGACGGUGUGCUGAAAGCCAUGUUGGACGAUGGCCAUCCAGAAAUCCCGUUUAUGCUUAGCUGGGCGAACGAGCCGUGGACGAAAAGAUGGGACGGCGUGGACAAGGCUAAUGGGGACGGGACGUUGAUCGCUCAGCACUAUAAAGAUGUCGCUGGCUGGAAGGAACAUUUUGACUGGAUGGCUCCUUACUUCAGACAUAAGAACUACAUUCGUGUCAAUGGUAAGGUCCAAAUGGUCAUCUAUAACCCUUCCCACAUAGGGGACCUCGGGAAGAAGAUGUUCUCUGCGUGGCGCUUGUGGGCCGCUCAGGACCCGACUAUCGGCGGCAUGGACGUUAUCGAGACUGCGCUCGGCGGCGACAACCCCGACUCCCGUGGCCCUACCGAUGCAAAGAACGAAUUUGGCUUGAGAAGCGGAGGUGAAUAUGAUGCGACCGUAUGGCCUCAUCUUCCACGCACACACAAAAUCUAUCACAGAGGUGCACUGGUCGCAUGGGACAACUACCCACGACACCCCGCUGGUGGUAUCCGCUGGGCGGCGCUGGCUCUUGGCCAUCCGAAGCUUUGGAAAUGGAGCAUGAUCGAGAUGUUCGCCCGUAUCAAGUCAGAUCCAAACCCGCUCGGAGAGGAGAAUUUCCUUUUCAUCAACGCCUGGAACGAAUGGGGAGAGGGAAACGCUAUGGAGCCGUCGAUACAAGACGGCAACGGCUAUAUCGCAGCCCUUGACGAUGCCAUGGAGUACGCAAACAAGCACAUCCCAUGGACGCCACAUGAGUUACUGGAGAGUCUGGAAAUAGCGAAGGAAGUGAACAGUACGCAGAGCUCUGUCGACGUCUGCGUCAUAAUCCGCGAGUACAAACCGAGCUGGCCAUGGCAAGAGCUCCUGAGCUUGAGGUCAACGCUCAGAUCAUUGCGAGCAAUGAACAACAAGAGCUGGCGAGCAGUUGUUGCCCCUAUGCUUGCCGAGCCGGGCGACUGGUGGCGCAUGAUCGACAUGGCACUUACUGACGCUCAUGAACCGAGAGCUGUAAGAGCCGAGAUACCUGAAGGGAUGCGAAAGAAGGCAGACGAGCAUGCAGACGGAGCCGAUGUUGUUGACUGGGUCAUGAAAAAUCUCAAGAGCAUUAGCCCAUCUUGCAGCACUGCCAAGUACCUGCUGAUAAGCAAUUCGACCCACCAGUACGAAAGGGACUCCUUCGAUCACCUCAACAAGACUAAAGCAGAUAUCGUGGGCAUCAACUUCGAAUCCAGAGGCUCUAUGUCCCGGAAUGAUAAGGAGAGCCCUACGUGGGAUGAACGCUGCAAACGCUUUGAGGGUUAUUUUCCCUGCACGGGCAUGACAGCUGACUCUAAAUUGGUCGAUCUCGGUGCACUCUUCUUCAAUAUGGCUAGGUGGCAGAGUGAAGGCAUAUCACUGGCAAGGUACACCGAGAGCGAUGGACAUACUAAUAUCCUGAAGGAACUCGCAUACAAGCCAAGCCCGUGGACCUACACAAUGUCGGAGCUCAAAUCUGACGAGGGCCAAGCAUGCGAGGAUGUGAGACUGGACCAGGAGAGUGGAACGGCUUUUUUAGCGUGUGGCUACCCCACAACCCGCAAAGCCUUCUACCCAGCCAUUCUCAACGUCGACAAAACCUCCGCCCCAACCUACCGCGAAUACUUCCUCAAGCACCACCUCGACAGCAACACAACCACCCAACUCAACGUCAUCGGCUGGGAAGGCGACCUAGUGCUUCACGGAAUCGACCUCGUCACCAAUCCCAUCAACCCGCAGUCCUUGACCCUGUGGGCCGUUAACCACGACCGCCGCCACGAAUCGAUCCUCAAAUUUGCCCAUAUCUUGGGGUCCAACGAUCUCGUCUUCGAGAAGGAGUACGUUCAUGCUCUCAUCAAGACCCCCAACGCUGUCGCCGCCUCAGGGCCGGAGUCCUUUUUCAUAUCCAACGACCAUUAUACCUACCCAGCCGCACACCUCUUCAGCUGGUACUUCCGCGUCGCGGAAGCCCUGCUCGGGCCUUUCAAAUGGGCAUCAGGGAUUGUGCACUGUGAUGCGGCCUCGGGCACGCUCGAAUGCAAAGACGUGAGUCCGGCGGGCCAGCAUCCAGCCGCGAACGGGGUGUUGCUGGUCGAUGGUGGUAGAACAUUGGCCGUGAAUGAGAUUGUCAAGGGUACAACCACGAUCUAUGACGUCGACCCGACCAGCAAGAUGCUGAAAGUCCGAGAUGAAAUCUAUCUCGCGCGCCGGCCGACAACGUGUCUGAGGUCCCUGGCUCGGGCGAUCUGGUUGUGUGUGUUUUCCCAUCUCCACAUCAACUUCGUCAUGCACUGUCGCCGGGACAAAUCCUCAACACCACGCUCCACACCGAAGCCGCCGUCCUGCGCAUUCGAAAAGAUCCAGCCACGAAACAAUUCAGUAGGACUCCGGAAGUUUUGUAUUGGGAUGAUGGGAGCUUGA